GCUUUUUGAGUUCCACAAAGAAACUCUCGUCUUUUUUUUUUGCGUUUUUUCUGAAAACGUAACAACCGAAAAUGACUGCUAUCGUUCUCGGAGGUGGUUUGUCCGGUAUGGCUGCGGCCAAUACCGUUAUGGAAAACGGCGGCAAGGUUGUGCUGCUGGACAAGUCCGCGUUCUGCGGUGGUAACUCGACCAAGGCCACCAGUGGAAUCAACGGGGCUAACACCAAGGUAUUAAUACAACACACUUGGGAUUUAUUCACUUGGAUUUUGUUCGGGAAUUUGCAUGUCUCAUUCAAACUGCAAGCUUACGCUUGCAAUUUAAGAUGUGAAACCAAGAUGAUGGAUCAAGUCUGUCAUGCCUAAACCACUUACCAAUACCACUACAGACCCAACGCGCCAAUGGAAUUGAGGAUUCCGUGGAGCUGUUUACCAACGAUUGCUUGAAGGGUGGUGCGAAGAAGCCGGAGUUGGUCAAGGUAUAAUAUGUGACUUUUGCAAUACAACUUUGAGCUCUCAUUAGUCAUAUGCAUUCCAAACUUGAACUUUUACAGAACAGCUACGACAACGCAUCAUGCAAAAUUCUGCAAUACAAAAAAAGGUCCUCGCCGAAAAUUCUGGUCCGGAUUGCGACUGGUUGAUGGACGUGUUCGGUCUGGACCUCUCUCUGGUCGCCCGUCUGGGUGGUCACUCCGCCCCGCGUACCCACCGUGGUAAGGAGCGCUUCCCGGGUAUGACCAUCACCUACGCCUUGAUCCAGAUGGUGGAGAAGAUCGCCGAGAAGACCAACGGGUCCGUGGCAAAGGUCGUCACCAAGGCGAAGGCCACCAGCUUGAUCUUCCAGGGAGGCAAGGUCGUCGGGGUCAACUACGAAAAGGGUGGCUCCAUGCUGAAGGAAAUGGGACCGGUCAUCAUCGCCACUGGCGGGUUCGGCGCCGACUUUUCCCAGGACUCUCUGCUAGCCAAGUACCGCCCGGACUUGAUGCACUUGCCCACCUCGAAUGGCGAGCACUGCACCGGUAGUUUAAAUUUCCAGCUCGUCUGCUGUACAACCUUAAGAGAAUGAUGAUCGUUAUUUUUGAAGAUGGGUCGUGUUCAUCUACUGCUCAUCACAGUAGAAUGAAAACAAUACCAUCAAAUCCGCAGGUGACGGUAUCAAGAUGGGUGAAGCCAUUGGUGCGCGGACCAUCGAUCUGGAGUGGGUGCAGGUCCACCCGACCGGUUUGGUGAACCCCAAGGACCCCGAUGCGAAGGUGAAGUUUUUGGCCGCCGAGGCGCUGCGCGGUGUCGGUGGUUUGAUCUUCGAUGCCGAUGGCAACCGGUUCGCCAACGAGUUGGGUCGCCGCGACUACGUCACCGGGGAGAUGUGGAAGAACAAGGGACCCUUCCGUCUGUGCUUGAACAAGGUAAAACUGUAAAUACAUUUUAUGUGCAAUUUGCGGGCAUGCAUGAUCAGUGCCUCUCCAGUAACAGUCAGAAAAAUGCCAUCACGCUUGAACAUCUCUCUCCAAAAAAACAAGCGUAGUCAACAUCAUAACCACCUCCACCUAAAACCUCAGGCUGCCUCCGAAGAAAUCAUCUGGCACUGCAAGCACUACACCGGGCGUGGCGUGAUGAAGUUCUACGAGUCUGGUGCCGCUCUCGCAAAGGACCUCGGUGUUCCGGUGGAGCGCAUGGCUGCCGCCCACGAGGCCCACUACCAGGCUGCGAUGAAGAUGGAGAAGGAUCCGGAUGGUGGCCCGUUCCCGGCCUACCCCAGCGGCAAGACCUGGGACGAGCCGUCCGGCAAGACCGGGUCGGGAAAGAAGUUCUUCCACAACAUCAUCCCGGGCUCCCAGUUCGCCUCCGAGCCGUUUUACGUCGCGAUCAUCACCCCGAUUAUCCACUACUGCAUGGGCGGUUUGGAAAUCACCACCAGCUCCGAGGUGGUUGGCGCGGGCGGAAAAGUCAUUCCGGGUCUGUACGCGGCGGGUGAGGUGAUGGGUGGCGUCCACGGAAACAACCGGUUGGGCGGCAACUCGUUGCUGGACUGCGUGGUCUACGGUCGCGUCGCGGGAAAGGCGUAUACUUUUAGAGCAUAUUUUUUGAUGUUUCUCAUGCAUGAUUGACAUGACGCUUUCGCUCUUUAGUGCAACGAUCGCCUGACCUACAUUCCCUGCGUGACAGCCAUCUGCGGCCGUUUACAAAGGGGGAGGCAAAGUGUGCCGCACUUCUGUUUAGCAUGACAAGAUCAAGAAAGAUCCUGAAUCAAAAACCACCUCAACAACAGCUGCGCCCAGUAUAUGCUCGGUUCGUCGUUGAAGGCUACCUCGUUGCGCGAGCUUUCUGGUGGCGGUAUCUCCGGCGGCGGUACCGAGAAGUCCGCCCUGUCCGGUGGUUCUUACGAGGACGAGCCGAACAAGGGUGCUCCGGCGGCCGCGGGUGCGGGAAGCGGUGGCUACACCCUGGCGGAAGUCGCCAAGCACACUACGGAGCAGGGUAAUAUAUAACAUCGAUUUUCAUGCAUGAUAGUGAUAGAUUGUUUGCUUCGUGGUACAAACUCUGCAAUGUAAAUCGAAGAUGCACACCACGAGUUAAACUUAAAUUUUUGUUGCGGAAUCCGCCGUGCAAGUGCAUGAGCAUGAUGUUGCUGGACCACAAUAUAUUGACGAGAUCGCUGACGACAUACUUACAAAAUGAUCAAAACAACUAAAAACAGACUGCUGGGUCGUGGUGAACGGCCAGGUCCUGGAUGUGACCAAGUUUCUCCCGGACCACCCCGGUGGUGCGCUGGCGAUCCUGACCUUCGCGGGUAAGGACGCAACCGAGGAGUUUAACAUGAUCCACCCCCCGGAUGUGAUUGGAAAGUACGCCCCGGACGCGGUGAUCGGGGUGCUGGAUGACGGUAAGCCGAAGGCGGCGGCCGCCACCGCCGGUGGUGCGGCCGCGGCCAAGCCGGCCGCGAAGGCGGACGGUCCCGCGGUCAGGAAGGGCGAGCUGCACUGCAUCCCGAUGAUGAUCUUCACUCCGAUUGCCUUGUAUCCACUGCAAAAGUAUCAUACUCGUAGUAAUUGCAGCCAUGCAUUACAAAUCUGCUCGCUCCCAAGGUCAAUUAGCAUUACAGAUUCCAUUUGUCAUGCUGCGCGAAUUUGUAUUGCAAUUACUACUUGUGCGACGCCUUUGCAAUUCAUACCUUGCUGGCUAUGCCGAUCGCGCUCGUGGCCCAGUCCCUCUGUGGUUAAGGGAGAAAGCACGAGAAAUGAAGUAGGAACAUCGUGAAAUUGUGUUAUCUACAAGAAAAAUGUUACGACAAGAAUCACGUUUCUUAAUUUUCAUCUCGUUCGGAGGUUGAAGUUCAGAUACUUAUUUUGGAAUUUGGUUCGAGUUUUCCUUUCGACGGUUUUGAAUUCUUCUAGAACAACAAGUAUAAAAAUCGGUUUACGACCGAGAGAACGAAAAGCAGAUGAUGUGUCAGAGCAGGAACUGGAGAAUUAUGACGUCGAAAAGCGCUCCAAAACGACGAUGUCUGGAGCCGAGCAGGAAAGGGGAACCGUCCACGCAUCACGAAACUCAAAAUAUCACGACGAAAUGGGACGGUUCUUUCGGAAAAAAAAGUUUCUGACACCUCGACACACGGUAGCUUUCUUGUUGAGGCAGAAAAUGUCUACUCUGCUUCAUCACUACUAUGAAUUUUCCGAUUUCUGUAAUCAGAGCCUAUGUUGACGAUAAGCCUAGUAAACAAGUUUCAGAUUUAAUUGCAUGAUACUAGCAAAAACAAUCUUGCAGAGUAAGCCUAAAACGUGAUCUGCUCCUAUGCCUUCCACCUGCGACACUAAAACUGUCUUGCCUGGAGAUCGUUGGCUCAAGAAAAAAUCCUUCUAGUUGGUGGGAAAUCUUCUUGUUGACGUCGACCUUGCAGCUCAGUUGAUGUCGUCGUUGUGUGAUGGCAGUAGACAAAAACUCCUAAAUAAACACCGGUUUCAGAAAUCUAAAAUUGUCACGCUCUCUAAGGACAACUAGAAGAGAAGAACUUCAACUUCACAUCAUCAAUCCUCGUUUUCAACAAAUAUUACUUGGGUCAUCUGUAAGUCUCUUGCUUCCUUCAAGCUCCCUGUGAGUGUAAGCAAGGAGGAAUGCAAAGUAGACUCCUACAAGAUGAAUGCGUUUCUAUUUACGAUAAUUUCAAAUUUUAGUACAAAUUGUAAUCACGAUGGAGAAGCUCUGUGAAGCUCCUCGUACCUUUAUGUAUGUUCAAUUUUACAAGCAAAGGGAAGUACUACAGACAGACUUUUUAAUCCUUUAUCACAUAUGCAGAAGUACAACUUGAUUCAAAGGGUAACAAGAAAAGCCGCAAAAUUUUACUUAGAUUCCAAAACUAUUCACAAUAAAAAUCGGGGACCGUAGGCAAAGAAAGAUUUUGUGUGUGUGUGUGUGUUUUUAGGUGGAGAUAGAAGUAGUUUAUGAAAUUUAAGGUCAUAAACUAUCCACCCCUACGCGUUGUUUUAAUUAUCACGGGUAUAGAAAAUUCCUACUACAGCUUUUUCUUGCAAAUGACUAGAAAAAUGCUGCGAACAAGUUGAAAUAAGGCGAGUAAGCAAAGAACAUAUUCCCCGGAAGGCCGAGAAAGGAUUCGGCUAGUACAUGUGUGAUUCAUCGUAUGAUCAUCAGCAUAAAGGAAUUGAAAUGG
Amoebophrya sp. A120 is the source of this 4662-nucleotide messenger RNA. Lineage: Eukaryota; Dinophyceae; Syndiniales; Amoebophryaceae. The record is from the annotation of a GenBank genome assembly.